GGUGAACGGCCAGCGGGCUUGCGGGUGUACGGUUUCAGGACCUUGUCGUCGGCCGUCGACGUGUGGGCGGGCAUCCAGGAGGCGAUCGUGCUCUACGGCAUGCCCCGCCCCGCCUCGCCUGCCAGCAUGGCGCUGGCGGCGGGCAGCGUGGGCGGCCUGCCUGCUGGCAGUCUCGCUCUGGCCGACCCUGCGCCCCCGCCCGCGGCGGGCCCUGCCGCCGCUGGCGCUCCCGCCGCGGGUGCCGCUGCUCGCGCGGUGGUCCCUGCGGGGGGUGCGGGAGUGGCGCCCGUGGCGCCAGCUGGCGCUGUCGCGAUGCCUGGCUUGGUGGCGGCCCUGGCGGGGGCUGGUGCUGCGCCCGCCGUUGCCGCCGCUGGGCCCGCGCUGGUGGCGCCUGCAGCGGCGGAGCCUGCCGUGGCCGCCCUUGUGGCUCCGCCUGCUGCGCUGCCGGCCGCCCCCGUGCCCGCGGCGGCCGCUGGAGGGGCGCUCGGGGUGCCCGCAGCGGCCGAGCUCGCCGCUGGUGGCAACCCCGCCGACCUGCGCGUCAACGCCGUGACUUCUGCCUGGGUGUGUGCCCACAUCCAGCGCCACGCGGCCUCACCGUCCGCGUGGCAUACCAAGUGGAUGACGGAGUGGAAGAUGGCGGAGGACGACCCCGUCACGCGGGAGCACGCGCUCUUCUGCCGUAUCCUGGAGCUGGCUGUGUGUUACGACCAGGUGAACGUUGGCGAGCUGGCCCAUCUGGAGAUGACGGCCCGUCGGCUGCAGCUCCUGGAGGAAAAGGUGGUGGAGAUGUCCUUCAAGCUGAAGGGCAAUGACAAGAAGGACAAGGACAAGAGCCACGUGCUGGACGACAGGGUUGAGAACAACCUGUUCUUGGGGGCGCAGGAGAGCCGCGGCAACGUGCGUGCGUGCCCUCUCCUCAGCACGUGGAUCGCGGAUGCGUCGAAAGCCGAGGCUGCGGUGGCUAAAGAGCGCAGGUGCUGGGCCAACGAGUGCAUCGACAGCCUGAAUGCCCUCAACGGCCAUCGCAGUGGGAGGCAAGAGGUUGCAGCCCCCGACGGCGCAGCUAACCUGCCGCGGAGGCUGGUGCUCGACCGCGUCGCCGAACCAUUUCAAUAUUUUUCGUUGCCGUCCGACAUGCCUGUCAACAACGCCACCUCGGAUGCUGCCCUUGAAGAGCUGCUCCGGCACAAACCUGGCCAUUGUGAAGAUGAUGCCACGGCUCGACCCUAUGCCAAGGACUCUGUGUCCUGGCCCGCUGCGGGAACGACUCCUACACCGUUGGUCAAUGUCUGCAGCGCGGCCUCUCUGUCCCGGCUAGGGCCAUGGGGGGCGAGCAUGCUGGUCUCCGAGCCCGUGGCCGAGUCCAAGCGCCGUGAGUCUGGACUGGCGAAGCUGUACGUCGACCCCCUCCUCUUGAGUUGCCCCGACCGCUACGCUGACUUCCUUCGUCGGUUGGAUGCCGCAGGGAUGCUCAGGUUCCGUCCUCGUCAAGGCCGAGAGCAGCCCUCUGUGGGGGUGUUCUUCGUGGCCAAGAGGGGCGGGAGUUUGCGGAUGGUUUUCGAUGCGCGCAUUGCAAAUCUCUCUUUCGUGGAGCCAGCAGGGACCGAGCUGCCGACGAGUUCGUCGUGGGCGGGCGUAGAGAUCAGCCCCGAGAUCAAUGGCCACAAGGCGUCGGCGGACAUACAGUGCGCCUUCUCCCGCAUGCAGCUGCCCUCUGACCUUGCCCAUGCUUUCACUCUACCGUGCGCGUCUAAUCGGGUGCUUCGCUUGGAGGGCGUGGGGCUUGAGAUCGACGUGGUGCCUGAGAUUUUGGUAAUGCCGAUGGGGUGGGACUGGGCUUUGCACUUCUGCCAGGGCGCAUUGUGCAACAUCAUCACGAAGGACACGGCGGUAGAGGAGAGCCGCUUCAUCGUCGAUGGCACCUCCCCCACUGUGCUGCAGCUGCCCGACGACUGGGCGGUCGCGGCCUAUGUCGACAAUUUCUGUGUGGUCGUGGGCCCCCAAGAGCUUGCCGAUCGCAAAGUGCGGCUCAUCUCGGACGCGGUCUCUCGUCGUGGCCUUCCCGCUCAUGAGGUUCAGGAAGCGCGGGCCUCUAUGAUCUUCACGGGCCUCGAGUUCGACGGA
Molecule: messenger RNA, 2127 nt
Organism: Prorocentrum cordatum
Lineage: Eukaryota; Dinophyceae; Prorocentrales; Prorocentraceae
Source: the annotation of a GenBank genome assembly